GGGUCUGCUGUCAGACACUCAGAGGGACUUGGCUCUCCUUUUCAAGCCUGAUCAUCUUCAGUUUUCUUCUGCUCAACAGCUGCCCACCUUCACCACUGCAAAAAUGAUGAGAAAGUCAUACUCAGUCUCAGGCUCUACUGGCAGCACCAGGAGGUCCUUUGCAGGACCAGGUGCCAACUCCAGCUACUCCGUAAAAAGAACCACCUAUGGUUCUGGUAUGGGUGGAAGUUCUGGUUUUGGUGGAGGUUCUGGUUUUGGUCUGGGUAUGUCUACAAUGAGCACCAGUGGUGGUUUUGGUCUGUCUGCUGGCCAAACAGUAGGCUGUUACGUCGCACCACCGAUCACAGCUGUCACAGUCAACCAGAGCCUGCUGGCCCCACUCAACCUGGAGAUUGACCCCUCCAUCCAGGCUGUCCGCACCCAGGAGAAGGAGCAGAUCAAGUCCCUCAACAACCGCUUCGCCUCCUUCAUCGACAAGGUCCGUUUCCUGGAGCAGCAGAACAAGAUGCUGGAGACCAAAUGGAGCCUCCUGCAGGACCAGACCACCACCCGCUCCAACAUCGACGGCAUGUUCGAGGCCUACAUCGCUAACCUGCGCAGACAGCUCGAUGGGCUGGGCAACGAGAAGGUCAAGCUGGAGGGAGAGCUGAAGAACAUGCAGGGCCUGGUUGAAGACUUCAAGAGAAAGUAUGAGGAUGAAAUCAACAAACGUGCAGCUGCGGAGAACGAGUUUGUGCUCCUGAAGAAGGAUGUCGAUGCUGCCUACAUGAACAAGGUGGAGCUGGAGGCCAGGGCUGAUGCUCUUCAGGAUGAGAUCAAUUUCCUCAGGGCCGUCUAUGAGGCUGAGCUUCGUGAGCUGCAGGGCCAGAUCAAGGACACCUCCGUCGUUGUGGAGAUGGACAACAGCCGCAACCUCGACAUGGACUCCAUUGUGGCUGAAGUGCGUGCCCAGUACGAGGAUAUUGCCAACCGCAGCAAGGCUGAAGCAGAGACCUGGUACAAACAGAAGUAUGAGGAGAUGCAGAGCUCUGCCGGACAGUACGGUGAUGACCUGCGCAGCACCAAGGCUGAAAUUUCUGAGCUGAACCGCAUGAUCGCCCGCCUCCAGAAUGAGAUCGAGGCUGUCAAGGGACAGAGGGCAAGCCUUGAGGCCCAGAUCGCAGAGGCUGAGGAGCGUGGUGAGCUGGCGGUGAAGGAUGCCAAGCUCCGCAUCAGGGAUCUGGAGGAGGCUCUGCAGAGAGCCAAGCAGGACAUGGCCCGCCAGGUGCGCGAAUACCAGGAGCUGAUGAACGUCAAGUUGGCCCUGGACAUUGAAAUCGCCACCUACAGGAAGCUGCUGGAAGGAGAGGAGACCAGACUGGCCAGCGGAGGCACCAGCGCAACCAUCCACGUGCAGCAGAGCUCUGGCGGUGGAUUCUCCAGCUCCAGCUCCGGCGGCGGAUAUGGCUACGGUGGCAGCAGCAGCAGCAGCUUUGCUGGUGGUUAUGGCGGUCUCGGUGGCACUGUCACCAAGUCCACAGUCUCAACAACCAGCAGCAGGAGAGUCUAUUAAAAAAAGGAGAGCCGUCCCUCUUCCCCUUCAGAAACUCUUGAAAUUCAUUUAAAUCUGUGACCUUUCAGGGUGCUAUGCAAUAUUGCAAUAUUACCAGUGAUUCCUAUAAUGUCUAAAAAAAUUAAUAUGCAUUGGAUUGUGUUACACUGCCACCAUUUGUGUUUCAAGGAUCACUGGCUGCUUUUUUUUCUCUGUACCUCCGCAUGAUUUAACAAGAGUUUCUGAAGGUAAACAUGGCCUUAAACACACAAGGGCCAGAUCAGUUAGCAAGGCUGAAUUUGUUUUCCUUCUGUACUUCCAUCCAAGAAAUAAGAAAAAAGGAAAAAAAAACCCCAAACAAACAAACAAACAAAGGAUUCAUGGAGUGUUAAAACUAAGCAAGGAAAUUGUUUGAAAAUCUGUACUCAAUUUAGUCAACUAAGAUCUCAGUUCUCAGCUGAUGAUUUGUACAUUUGAGUUCUGACAUUAGUAAAAAGAGCAAGUCAAUGAACAGAUCUGAUCACAAGAGAGUGCAAGAUUAAUACAUUUUUGUGACGUUACAUAUUUACAGUUAAGCUUUGAACUGAUUAGUUACUGGCCUGUUGCUUUUUACUGUUCUGUCAAAUGUUUCCCUGCUUAGUUUUGCUUUCUCUUGCCUUCAAACUAAAACUAUGUUGAAACCAGAUUUAUUUUGAAAAAGCCUUCUCAGCAACUGACUGAUGAAUGUUGCAGAAAAUGACAUCAAAUCAAUCUGAAUGAAAUAAAUCUGAGUACCAGAA
This is a messenger RNA of Seriola aureovittata, 2310 nucleotides long. RefSeq names its product keratin, type II cytoskeletal 8-like. The transcript is spliced from 9 exons. The record is from RefSeq and is a predicted model, not a curated record. Gene Ontology annotation, biological process: keratinization; intermediate filament organization. The coding region runs from base 104 to 1552 and encodes 482 amino acids. Gene Ontology annotation, molecular function: structural constituent of skin epidermis. Lineage: Eukaryota; Metazoa; Chordata; Actinopteri; Carangiformes; Carangidae. Gene Ontology annotation, cellular component: keratin filament.